GAUGAACAAAACACAAGCAAAAAAACAAUUCUCAAAACGUCUAAUAUUUUUACGAACUGAAUGAGAUAUUUCUUUUGGAAAAUACUUAAUAAUGGAACUAAAAAUUCUUGAAUUAUUUAGCGGCAUUGGAGGCAUGCACUAUGCAUUUGAAUAUUCUAAACUAAAAGGUCAAGUAAUGGCUGCAAUGGACAUCAAUACCGUGGCAAAUGAAGUGUAUGCUUUUAAUCACCAAGAAACUUGUUUAAUGAACAAUAAUAUACAAAAGUUAAGUGUAAAACUUUUGGAAAAAUUGCAUAUUAACUGCAUACUAAUGUCACCUCCCUGUCAACCGCAUACACGUGUUGGCCAGAAACGUGAUAUAGAAGAUAAACGUUCGGAUGCCUUAAAUCACAUUUGUGAACUGUUGCCUUUGUGUCAAGGAGUGGAAUAUAUUUUAAUGGAAAAUGUUAAGGGAUUUGAAGAGUCUCAGGCAAGAAAUAUAUAUGUAAACGACUUAAAGAAAUCAAAUUUCUAUUAUAGAGAAUUUAUAUUGAGUCCUACACAAAUCGGUGUACCCAAUACCAGACAUCGUUAUUAUUGUUUGGCUAGGAAAUCACAAGAUUUUUCCUUUCCAGCUGAUAAAUUAUGGCUGGAAAUGCCUAUAGAAAACGAACAAUUAAAAGAAAAUAUUAAUUUAUCGACCAUAUUAAUUGAAGAAGACAAAAUUCCGGCAGAAUUUUAUUUGGAUGAAAAAGUCUUAAAACGUAGAGUGUGGUUAAUGGAUAUUGUAACAAAUGCAGCCUCAAAUACCAUGUGUUUCACAAAAGCUUAUACUCAUUAUAGUGAGGGAACAGGCUCAAUUUAUUGCCACUUAAGCUUGAAAGAAAUGCAAAGUACGUUUUCCCGCUUAAAGGAAAUAGAAGAAAUGAAAAAUCUUGGUGCUGAGGAGGAGAAGGAACGUUCAACUUUGUUAUUUAGCUUAAAGCUACGUUAUUUUACUCCUCGAGAAGUGGCACGCUUGAUGAGUUUUCCAGAAACUUUUGAUUUUCCCGUUAAAACCACAAAUCGUCAAAGAUAUCGUUUAUUGGGCAAUAGCAUUAAUGUUAAAGUCGUGGGAGAAUUAAUAAAGUUGAUGUGUUUAUAAAAAA
This is a messenger RNA of Lucilia sericata (common green bottle fly), 1127 nucleotides long. It is a transcript of the gene Mt2, whose product is annotated as tRNA (cytosine(38)-C(5))-methyltransferase. Bases 92 to 1123 code for a protein of 343 amino acids. Lineage: Eukaryota; Metazoa; Arthropoda; Insecta; Diptera; Calliphoridae. The record is from RefSeq and is a predicted model, not a curated record. Gene Ontology annotation, molecular function: methyltransferase activity. The transcript is spliced from 2 exons.